Messenger RNA from Sorex fumeus (smoky shrew), 3268 nucleotides. It is a transcript of the gene ZNF189, whose product is annotated as zinc finger protein 189. Gene Ontology annotation, molecular function: DNA-binding transcription factor activity, RNA polymerase II-specific; RNA polymerase II cis-regulatory region sequence-specific DNA binding. The transcript has 3 exons. The coding region runs from base 515 to 2266 and encodes 583 amino acids. Lineage: Eukaryota; Metazoa; Chordata; Mammalia; Eulipotyphla; Soricidae. The record is from RefSeq and is a predicted model, not a curated record. Gene Ontology annotation, biological process: regulation of transcription by RNA polymerase II.
UCGGGUAACGCCUUCUUGUCCGGGGGCGGGCGGCCGGGGAGCUGCUGGGCUGAAAGGAGGAGAAGCUGACAACACGGAGGAGGCUUGCAGGGAGGUCCGGGAGGCUGGGCAGUCUGGCCGAGGACCGGGUUUGGGUUGGGGAGCAGCCCAGAAGCGCGGGUAAUGUGCCGCUAGGGUCGUGACCGCUUAGGGACCGAGGCAGGACCUGGCCAAACCUAGCCCGGAGGCCUCGCCUCCAUCGGGCCUCGUUUCCACCGGCCGGCUAGGCCUCCGCAGAAGCUUCUUUCCUUGCGAUCACCCCGGAUUCCUGCCCUGAUUUCCUGGUCCGCCGGGAGAUGGCCUCCCCGAGUCCCCCGCCGGAGGCAAAGAGCUAUCCUCAAGGCAAGAACUGAUUACAGCAAGCUAGCUGUUCCAGGGGUUGCUGACUGACAUUUGAGAAUGUGGCUGUGUUUUUUUUACCCAGGAGGAGUGGGAUUACCUGGAUGCCGCCCAGAGAAGCCUGUACAAAGAUGUCAUGAUGGAGAAUUACGGGAACCUGGUCUCCCUGGAUGUUUUAAACAGAGAUAAGAAUGAGGAACCAACUGUGAAACAAGAAAUGGAGGAAAUUGAGGAAGAUGUUGAAUCACAGAGUGUAAUAGUCACAAGAAUUAAAAGUGAAAUGGAUCAGGAUCCCAUGGGUAGAGAAACCUUUGAACUUGUUGGUAGAUUAGAUAAACAAAGAGGAAUCUUCCUAUGGGAAAUACCAAGAGAAUCUUUGACACAAGAACAGAGAAUGUUCAGAGGGAAUACUAACAUUCGUAAGAGACUAAACUCAGAAGAGAAAUGUCAUAAAUGUGAAGAGUGUGGAAAGGGUUUUGUCCGCAAGGCACAUUAUAUUCAACAUCAAAGGGUCCAUACUGGUGAGAAGCCUUUUCAAUGCAAUGAAUGUGGGAAGAGUUUUAGCCGCAGUUCGUUUGUUAUUGAACAUCAGAGAAUUCACACUGGAGAAAGACCCUAUGAGUGUAAUUACUGUGGGAAAACUUUUAGUGUAAGUUCAACCCUUAUUAGGCAUCAGAGAAUUCACACUGGAGAAAGACCCUAUCAGUGUAAUCAAUGUAAACAGAGCUUCAGCCAGAGAAGGAGUCUUGUUAAGCAUCAACGAAUUCACACAGGUGAAAAGCCCCAUAAAUGUAGUGAUUGUGGGAAGGCCUUCAGUUGGAAGUCGCACCUUAUUGAGCAUCAGAGAACACACACAGGUGAGAAACCCUAUCAUUGUACCAAAUGUAAAAAAAGCUUUAGUCGUAACUCUUUACUUGUUGAACAUCAGAGAAUUCACACUGGAGAAAGACCUCAUAAAUGUGGUGAAUGUGGAAAAGCAUUUAGAUUAAGUACAUACCUUAUACAACACCAAAAAAUCCACACUGGUGAGAAACCUUUUCUUUGUAUUGAAUGUGGAAAAAGCUUCAGUCGAAGCUCUUUCCUUAUUGAACAUCAAAGGAUUCAUACAGGGGAAAGACCCUAUCAGUGCAAAGAGUGUGGGAAAAGCUUCAGUCAGCUCUGCAACCUUACUCGUCAUCAACGAAUCCACACAGGAGACAAACCGCAUAAAUGUGAGGAAUGUGGAAAAGCUUUUAGUAGAAGUUCGGGUCUUAUUCAGCAUCAGAGAAUCCACACCAGAGAAAAGACUUACACAUACAAUGACAGUAAGGAAAGUUUUGACCCAAAUUCUAGUCUGAUUAUACAGCAGGAAGUCUACCCUAAGGAAAAGUCUUACAAAUGUGAUGAGUGUGGGAAAACUUUUAGUGUAAGUGCUCAUCUUGUACAACAUCAGAGAAUCCACACUGGUGAAAAGCCUUAUCUCUGUACUGUAUGUGGGAAAAGCUUCAGCCGGAGCUCAUUUCUUAUUGAGCAUCAGAGAAUUCACACCGGUGAGAGACCCUAUCUGUGCAGGCAGUGUGGUAAAAGCUUUAGUCAACUUUGCAAUCUUAUUCGGCACCAGGGUGUACACACAGGUAAUAAACCUCAUAAAUGUGAUGAAUGUGGGAAGGCCUUUAGCCGGAACUCAGGCCUUAUUCAGCAUCAGAGAAUACACACAGGAGAGAAACCUUAUAAGUGUGAAAAAUGUGAUAGAAGUUUCAGUCAACAGCGCAGCCUUGUCAACCAUCAGAAGAUCCAUGCAGAAGUGAAAACUCAAGAGAUCCAUGAAUGUGAUGCUUGUGGUGAAGCUUUCAAGUGCCGCAUAUCUCUUAUUCAGCAUCAAAAACUGCAUACAACAUGGAUGCAGUAAAUAUAGUGAAAUAUUUAAAUUCAGUUUGACUUGAAACUAGCUACCCAAGUGCAGUUUCAUUAUGACUCAUAAGAGUCAUUUAAUAGUAAAGCAUAUUCGUGUUGGCUUCCAGCAAGUGGGUUCUAAGUAUUCUCUUCAUAGUGGGCAGCUACCCGCUGGCACUGGAAGAUUUAUGUUACUCCUUGUUGUAAUGAUCAUAGAGAAACAUAAAUUAAUUACCUUAGCAUCUUUAACAGAUUUUCAGCAGAGAGGUUAAACCCAGGUUCAAAGAAUUUGGUUAUAGUUAAAGCAGGGACAGAAUAAUAGGCGGAACUAAGGAUCUGGUAACAGAUAAUAUUAAAAUAGAACUGUUCAAAGAGCCCUCAUCUAUCAUCUUAUAUGGUUGGUUCAGCUUUGUGAAAUGUUUGGCUGUGCAUGCCAAAGUUAGGUGAUUAACCGUUUGAUUAAGUUUUUGAAGAAAUAGUCCAACUUUUAUAACUGGUAUCCAAAGUUUUUGUCAUGUUUAAUUUCUAAAGCCAGUUGUCAGACAUGUGAAUUAAAUAAAGGCAUUUCUGGUGCCUUGUGGUUCCUGGAUCUGUGAAAUUAGUGUACCAUUAAUCUUACAUGUAGAAAUUAUGUGGGUCAUUAAGUCUAGCAAAGAUGUUACUAAGGAACCUUUAGGAGAGUGCCUUUUUUUUAAUCCAAGAUGGACCCAAGAAGGUGGAGGAAGACACUUAUUUUUGUGCCCUCCAUCUGUGAAAAAUAUUUGUAAUCCUAUACAAAUAAUGACUUCUCCUCUUCCAGUAGCAUGUGAAAGUGUACAUAUUUUGAUUAUCAAGAAUUGGAAAUAAAAAGACCUGAAGUCUGCUAAGAGGCAGAGAUAUUUUUUGUAUUUCUUUUAUUUUUAUUGUAACUAGACUCUGCAUGCAGUUUAAAAAUUCUUCUUAUUCUAGGGUUUACCUUAGUUUAUAGUUAUUACAAACUUAUUCAUCUGUUUUAAUCAUUAAACCUUCCUUUUUUUGU